CUAAGGAUGCGCAUCCGGGUUACUCUAACGCCGCGGUUUCCUCCACUGUGCUGGUUCUACCGUGGGUCUGGACCGGUCCCCAUGUCUUGCUGUGGGGCUUCUGCAGCCUUUGGAUUCUAUUUUUACUUCAACUUUCUAUGGAUAUAGUGGUUAGUAGAAGAAAUGAAAGCAGGUGCGACUUUAAGAGCAUAAGCAAUCACAUCUGUUUGGGAGAUUGUGAAGACUGUGGAAAAAGAGACUUGAAAUCCAGUCACAUAAUUAUUAGUAAAGAACUAUUAGCCCUCAUGGAAGAAGAGCAAGAUUUACCAGAGCAACCAGUGAAAAAAGCCAAGAUGCAGGAACCAGGAGAGCAAACUUUAAGUCAAGUAAGCAGCCCGGAUGUCAGUGACCAGAAACCUGAAACAUCGAGCCUUGCUUCAAACCUUACCAUGUCAGAGGAAAUUAUGACAUGCACCGAUUACAUCCCUCGCUCAUCCAAUGAUUAUACCUCACAAAUGUAUUCUGCAAAACCUUAUGCACAUAUUCUGUCGGUUCCUGUUUCGGAAACUGCUUACCCUGGGCAGACUCAGUACCAGACACUACAGCAAUCUCAACCCUAUGCUGUCUAUCCUCAGGCAACACAAACAUAUGGACUACCUCCUUUUGGUGCAUUGUGGCCAGGUAUGAAACCUGAAAGUGGUUUAAUUCAGACUCCAUCUCCAAGUCAACACAGUGUUCUUACCUGCACUACAGGGUUAACCACAAGCCAGCCAAGCCCAGCACAUUAUUCUUAUCCCAUUCAAGCUUCAAGCACAAACGCCAGCCUGAUAUCCACUUCAUCCACAAUUGCCAAUAUUCCAGCAGCAGCAGUUGCCAGCAUCUCAAACCAGGACUAUCCCACCUAUACUAUUCUUGGUCAGAAUCAGUACCAGACCUGCUACCCCAGCUCCAGCUUUGGAGUCACAGGCCAGACUAACAGUGAUACUGAGAGUACCACAUUAGCAACUACCACAUACCAGGCAGAGAAACCUAAUGUCAUGGUUCCUGCUCCAGCAGCCCAGCGACUUUCAACUGGAGACGCUUCUACAAGCCCAGCUUUGUCCCAAACUACACCAAGUAAAGAUGCUGAUGAUCAGUCCAGGAAAAACAUGACUAGCAAGAACCGGGGCAAGAGGAAAGCUGAUACCAGUUCUUCUCAAGACAGUGAAUUGGAACGGGUAUUUCUGUGGGACUUGGAUGAAACCAUCAUCAUCUUUCACUCCCUUCUUACUGGAUCCUAUGCCCAGAAGUAUGGAAAGGACCCAACAGUAGUGAUUGGCUCAGGUUUAACAAUGGAAGAAAUGAUUUUUGAAGUGGCUGAUACACAUCUGUUUUUCAAUGACUUAGAAGAAUGUGACCAGGUGCAUGUGGAAGAUGUGGCUUCUGAUGACAAUGGCCAAGACUUGAGCAACUAUAGUUUCUCAACAGAUGGCUUCAGUGGCUCAGGAGGCAGUGGUAGCCAUGGUUCCUCUGUGGGUGUCCAGGGAGGUGUGGACUGGAUGAGAAAACUGGCUUUCCGCUACCGAAAAGUGAGAGAAAUUUAUGAUAAGCAUAAAAGCAACGUGGGUGGCCUCCUCAGUCCCCAAAGAAAGGAAGCACUACAGAGAUUAAGAGCAGAAAUUGAAGUUUUAACUGAUUCCUGGUUAGGAACUGCAUUAAAGUCCUUACUUCUCAUCCAGUCCAGAAAGAAUUGUGUGAAUGUUCUGAUCACAACCACCCAGCUGGUUCCAGCCCUGGCCAAGGUUCUCCUAUAUGGACUAGGAGAAAUAUUUCCUAUUGAAAACAUCUAUAGUGCUACCAAAAUUGGUAAGGAGAGUUGCUUUGAGAGAAUUGUGUCAAGAUUUGGAAAGAAAGUCACAUAUGUAGUGAUUGGGGAUGGACGAGAUGAAGAAAUUGCCGCCAAACAGCACAAUAUGCCUUUCUGGAGGAUCACAAAUCAUGGAGACCUAGUGUCCCUUCACCAGGCUUUGGAGCUUGAUUUUCUCUAAGAACUGAAAUGAGGAGUCUUCCUCAUGAGCUCCUUUUUCAUUCCUGAAGGGAGCCAGAGGCCAGAACCAACUGGGAACUUCCUUCCCAUCCUUCUCUCCCUCCCUCUUUCUCUUUUUCUCUCUCCAUGGAAUGCUGGCGAGAACACAAUCAGAACCAACAACUGCAAUUUUUGCUAUGAGUGAGCUGCAGCUCUGUGUUUAUCCUUGUACAGAUGCAGGAGACAGUUGGAUAAGAGCACAGUGGACUGACUACUGCAGCUACAGUACUUACAUUUCUUCUAUUUUGUUUCAAAGAAUGGGAAGAAAGAAAAAAAAAAAAAGGAAAUUUGGGGGGCAGAGUUGUACUCUUAGUCCAUGACCAGACAGAGAACUGCUCUUGUGAUAGGAUAAAUGCAGCAGAGUUUUUUAAGAACAUCUCCUGCAGUCUUUAGGAUCUUCUUAGCUGUAGAACUUAUUUCCAGUGAAUGUGUAUGUUAUUUUUAUAGGUAAGGGUCUGGUCUCUGAAGCAGGAUUCCCCCUCCCCCUUUUCUUUUUCUAGCAAGAAAGGGACAUGUAAUUUUUUCAUGAAAACAGUAAUUGAAAUAUCAAAAAUACCUCUCUGUGUCGACACCACCUCCUUGGCUGCUCCAGUGGUCUGUUCUCCAGGAUGGUUUCUUUCCAUCUGUGGAGCACUGGACUUUGGCAUUUCCCAUCCUGCAAGCCUCAACCCCCUUGCCAGUCUCUCUUCCUUUUUAACCAUGUGGCACUACCCUGGAAUCUCUUUCCCUUAGGGAAUAAAUCCUAAGCCUUCAACUUAAUUCAAAGGCUAUAUCCCAAGAAGCUUAGCCUCCAGACUGGAGAGAAAGGACUCAGGCUUAUUGGAAUUUUGGCUCUUGAGACAGGAAGAUUCCACCUAUUCCUUCUGCAGAGAAGCACCUUUUCCCACAGAUGCUCAGUCUGCAGCCUCUUCUGUGUUAGUCAACAGAUGCUGGGCUCUGACCCCUUCCUGCCUUCUGCACUUCACAUCCACCUCAGUGCAUCUCCAGCCAGUCCCUGCCCAUUGGAUUCAAUUCAGAUCAAGUCUAAGAACAGGCUUGUAACAACUUCUUGAAGGAAGCUCUUCAGCCACAUGCAGGGUGUCCCAGGCAUAUAUGUACCCAGAUCUCUGCCUGGAACUAGAGAUCAUAUUUCUGUAAUCAAACCCAGUUUCCCAUGGAAUGCCCUGUUUCUCAAAUCCCAUUCUAAAAUGGGAAGCCAAGAGAUCAGAAAGAUUUUCCUGAUUUAAAUGAGGGUGCUGGCCCAAAGACUGGGCCAAAUGCAGGAGCAUCUCUCAGCCUGCCUCUUAGGAAUUGUGAGGAUCCAGGCCCUAGUCCCAGCCUUCUAGCCCAUCCAUGUAUAUUGGAUGCCCCAUCCCUCCAGGACCAACUUGGGUACCUAUUCAGAUGUGAGAAACUUCUGCUAGAACUGAAAGAGGUGGUUAUAUAAGCACCUCAAAGAAGCAGCCUUGAUCCUCGGGAGGAGUUUCUUGACCAACCCCAACUGUAAUUGCUUAUCCCCAGAGAUGCUCUGCACCCAUUUCUAGAGAUACAGUAGCACAAAGAGUGCCAGGUCACCCAGAGAGCAACAGCACGGCUGGCACACACAUUUCUUCAGAACUGAUGGACAAUGCUUCAUAAAUCAGAGUUUAGAAAGGAAGUUUUGAGAAAGGAGCUGAAGUCUGUUCUGUCACUUGGCCACCUUGGGCUUGUUUCCAGAUUGGUGUGGAAGGAGGGAGAUGGAGUCUGAGGCAGACCUUCUGGGUCUGUGUGUUCAGCACAGCUGGCCACCUGCUGCUCUGCCUUGCUUGAUGGUCCAUCUCAGAAAAUUCUAGAGUGGGUUUUACUUUAAUGCCUCAGACCCUCCCCACAUUGCCAGUUUAGCUAUUGGUUUCUUCCCCUGGAGAAAGACCACCUACUGUGCUGUGCUGUGCUUCAGGAUUAUGAGGCUGCACAAAGGCACCCACUCACAUACAGGUAACACACAAAUGUUCCUUUUUCCCACCUGUGGCGGGCUAUUUAUUUUAGAAUAUGACUUGGACUCUUUUUUUUUUUUUUAAUGAACUUUCCUCUUGGUCUGACUGCCCCUGCUUAGCUCUUUCCAAAAGGAACUUGAGUGUGACCAAGAGGUGAGAGGAGCCUCUACACCUUUCUGGUGGCUUCUACCCUCAUUCAGUGAGCAGACAUAAAGCAGGAACUUAUCUAUUUCCACAGAGAAAUUGUCCAAGGAACAUUGCCCUUCUUACCGUCUUCUCUUCCUUGGCACAAAGCCCUGGAAAGGAAAAUAAGUGGGUAAUAUCAAGAGCUCAGUUGGAAGCUGAGGCCAAAGGAGGCUGAGUCCUUUCAUCAAGGGGAAGCCCUCUUCACUGGAAAAAGUGCACAUAAAAUUAGCCAGAUGAGGAGUCCUCCCCCAGCCAGGCACUGUGGCUCUGUAAAGUGGUCUGGACAUCUUACGGUGAGGACUGUUAAUUAAUGACUCUGGAAGUGUUGGUGUGCCCCGGGAUAAGAGGUGGCUUGACUUUCGAAUGUAAAACUGAUCGUGCCUUAGCGUCACCCUGUCCAUUGCCCCUGGAGCAGCUGGUGGUGUCCAGGAGAAUGGACACCUGCUGCAGAUUUUAGAUGCCUAUUUGGGCUUUUGUUUGAUUUGGGGUGUGCCUGUCUUCUGCUCCACAAGUUGGGGGACAAAGCUAAUGUCCCAAGAGACUCUUGCCACAGCUUGUUCGCAGUUUAUACAAACUCCACAGCUCCAAGUAGAUCUGGUUAACAGACUCGAGCUGCAGCACAUGGAGCUUCUAGAUGCUCGCUACCUUGAAUGGUGUCAGUGCCACUGACUAACAGGAGUACAGGGCAGAGCCUGACCCCCUCUUCUUGGGAGAGCCAUGCCUAGUCCAGCAAGAGGUGACCUUGGGGCCUGCCUCUCCUCGCUCCUCUGCAAGGAAUAAUUAGGGCCCCUCCUUCAGCAAGCUUCUAUUUCUUACCACUAAAUUGGUUUCCUUUUUCAGCUGAAAGUUAGAACUCUCCAGGUAUAUAUACACUAUAGAAGCCAAAUCUCAGAAUUCUGAGAUUGUAGAACAUCUUAAUCACAAGAGGGAAAAUUGAGUUGUAUCCCAACCCUGAAAACGGGCCGUCUGUCCCUUCCUCUGCUCUGAGUCAGCUCUAGCAAGCAAGGCUCCGUGGCUGCUUCCUAAUGCACUGACAGGAGCCAUCGCAUUAAGGACGACCUCUACUCCAAACAUGACUUUCUGGACUUCAGAUGCCUCUUUUAACUGGAAAGGCAUUGAUUGGAUUGGAUGUAUUUAUGUGACUGCGGGCAUUUGUGGCUGUAGAAUCCUUGAUCAUAAUGUUAUAUGUAAUGGGAACUAUCUUAUAAACUUGAAAAAAAUAAAGUUUUUAUUUUCUAUA
Ictidomys tridecemlineatus (thirteen-lined ground squirrel) is the source of this 5422-nucleotide messenger RNA. RefSeq names its product EYA transcriptional coactivator and phosphatase 3 (gene Eya3). Gene Ontology annotation, molecular function: protein tyrosine phosphatase activity. Lineage: Eukaryota; Metazoa; Chordata; Mammalia; Rodentia; Sciuridae. Gene Ontology annotation, cellular component: nucleus. The record is from RefSeq and is a predicted model, not a curated record. Gene Ontology annotation, biological process: positive regulation of DNA repair; cell differentiation; negative regulation of extrinsic apoptotic signaling pathway in absence of ligand.